AGAACUGCAAAUUUAAAUUGUUUGAGAGAUAUUUUAGCGAAAUUUUAUCUAAGGCUAAGGCCACUAUCCUCCUAGCUCCUCCGAAACAGGGUAAGGAGAGGCAGAUUGGAGUUGAGAACACGUCAGUUCCCCGUAACUCCAAAGAGGACAAGAUCCUCGCCAGGAGACGAAAGACCAGGCGGGUCAAAGAGGCAGACGCUUGAGGACGCUGUUGCUGCCGAAGGAAAGGACGUUACCUUACAGGGUGAAAGCUGGAGUACCGUUGUAGGUCGGAAGGAGAAACGCGGGAAACAGCAAAAAAAGAAGGAGGAGCGAAAAUGGGAGCAGAAGAGGAAAUCAGAACCCUCGGCUCGUCAGAAGGCGCCUAAGGGAGAAGCCGUGCUCGUCAAAGCAAAUGACGAGACUACGUACGCAGCACUGCUCAAAAAGGUCAGAGAGGACCCGGAGCUGAAAGACUUGGGAGAAAACGUGUUAAAGGUCAGGCGUUCCCAAAAAAAUGAGAUGCUCCUCGAGCUGAAGAAGAAUACUACGACUAGUAGCUCUGCCUUGCAGGAGACUAUAACUAAAUCAAUGGGUGGAAAGGCAGAAGUUAAAGCCUUAAGCCCGGAGAUGGUAAUUGUGUGCAAGGACCUUGACGAAAUAACGACGGAAGACGAGCUGAGAGGAGCUAUGAAGCAGCAAUGCAAACUGGGCGAUGUGCACAUGACGAUCCGGUUAAGGAAGGGAUACGGAGGAACGCAGACAGUGAUGAUUCGUUUACCGGUAACCGCUGCAGACAAGGCACUGGAGGUAUAUGCAGUAGCUGCGAAACCUUUUCUCGGAAAUUUCCUUCUUCAAACAGUCUCGUCAUUCUCGUCGUCAGCUGACCCAAAAUCCUAUGUAAGCGACUUUCGAACACAGCAAAAUGCUGUCGAUCGAACUGUUAUACAUGAAAUGCAUCCUUCUGACUACAGUAAGAAUAGUGAAACUGCUAUCAAUAAAAUGGGAACAUCCAGCAUUGUGGGAACACAGCAUAGAGAUGGAGAGCUACAUCCGGAACUAAAUACGAAAAAAAUUAAUAAAAUAUUUGGAUUAGCACGUGAGCGGCUCACCGGGGCUUUUCAUCGUUUGUUUAAUGUCGAUUCUAGUACUGUAAUGAAAAACACAAGUAAUCCGUUUAUUGUUGGUAGUAACACAUUUGUAAAACACGACGAACUCGAUGGUAAUGAGGCGAUACUUAGUGACAGUCUGAAUUCAAAAGCAGUUGUAAAUGAUCGCGUCAAAUAUUCUAGCAAUAUGGGGCCCGGAUAUGACCUACGCGUAGAUAUAUCCAAUUCGGUCUAUAAAAACAAAGAUCAGAGCAACGAAACAACCGAAAGCAUUUCUGAUUUAAUGAAAGUAACUUUACCUGUUGAAGAACAAAUUGAUCCGGACGAAUUAACUAAAUUCGGAGGCGAUUUUAAUUCAGAUUUAAAUAACUCCACUGUGACCUGUCCUCAACAAAAGAAAGGGUUUAUAAUAAAGAGACUAGAAAAUAUUAUCAAACGAUUAAAUAAUACUAGACAUCAAUUUCGAACUAGGACAGUUCAUGCAGUUGUCAAACUGAUUCCGCUUGUACAUUCGGUCGUUAAUAAAGAAAUUUAUAAAAAAAAACCGGCAGGUCGUUUCUUGGAAAAUGGUCGUAAACCAAAAACUAAAGACGGUAAUGAAUAUUCCAUGCCAUUUCGAUUGUCUAAACUAUCACACAAUUUAUUGGCGUUCAAUGAAAAGAGUAAAGAGCAGGCUUCACUAGUUUUUCAAAAUGCAUUCAACCGAUAUGCUCAACUCAUUACUAGUGGUAUGAACACAGCUACAGAUGUUAACAAUUCAAUUUCUAAGGAAGCCCAACAGAAAGAAAGGAUCGACAAUUAUUCUACUGUCGAUACUGGCAGAAACAAUGUUGUUAAAAAUGACGACGAUAGCUAUGAAAACAACGCCCGAAGCGAUAGAAUGGCUACCGACAAGAAGGCUAUUGAUGUAAAUGUCUCUAAUAGUGCCAACUAUGUUGCAGCCUCAAAACGAAUGAACUUACAAAAGAUAGAGAUGGUCGGGAUAUUAAUUCUUGAAGUUUUUGGCUCAAUAGCAGGUUUAACUUGGGGUGCAUUUAACCAACUACAAUUGUUUUUCAAGUAGCGGUUCCGUGAUUGCACGACUGGCGUUAGUCGUUUUGCUUUCGUGGAAUAAUUUUGUCACAUAUGUUACCGAUAGUAGAUCACCAAUUUCAAUGAGUAAAAUCAUGAUCACAACAUUUUCUGAACAGCUGUAAAUAGUUAAACAAGCUUUUGUAAAUAUAGAUCCACGUUGGACAAAUAUAUCUUUAUUCUAAACAAUGAACAUAUUGUAUUACCGCCGAUAAGUCGCUAAUAACCCGUAAUGUCCUAAUCACAAAUGGAAUUUCAAAUCUAAGCAAGUAUCAUAGUGGACUACAUUAUACUAAAAGUGCCAAUAAAAAAUACUCGAAAUAAAUGACAUAAUAAUACUAGACAUCAAUUUCGAUCUAGGACAGUUCAUCCAGUUGUCAAACUGAUUCCGCUUGUACAUUCGGUCGUUAAUAAAGAAAUUUAUAAAAAAACCGGCAGGUCGUUUCUUGGAAAAUGGUCGCAAACCAAAAAAUAAAGACAGUAAUGAAUAUUCCAUGCCAUUCCAAUUAAUUACCGUUCACAGAAGACCAGAUGUUUGAAGACGCCUUUAUUGUAUAACAAGUAUGGUUUGUUUUUGCGUAUGAAAUUUCAUACGCUAGGACAUAAUGGGUUAACAAUUGUCCCAAUUUUUCAUACACUCACCCCCUUCCCCUAAACGCGUGUCAUAAUUUGGUAAUGGAUCAUAUUUAUUAAACUUCCAGCAUCUAACUCGCUAAACCAAAGGUUAAAAGUUAAAUAUUAAUAGAUUAUCAUAAGGAAUCGUAUCGAAUACCUGUUUUAUGAAAUAUAAUAUUUUUUUUGUAGGUAUAUGCAGUAGCUGCGAAACCUUUUCUCGGAAAUUUCCUUCUUCAAACAGUCUCGUUAUUCUCGUCGUCAGCUGACUCAAAAUCCUACGUAAGCGACUUUCGAACACAGCAAAAUGCUGUUGAUCGAACUGUUAUACAUGAAAUGCAUCCUUCUGACUACAGUAAGAAUAAUGAAACUGCUAUCAAUAAAAUGAGAACAUCUAGCAUUGUGGGAAUACAGCAUAGAGAAGGAGAGCUACAUACGGAACUAUAUACGAAAAAAUUGAUAAAAUAUUUGGAUUAGCACGUAAGCGGCUCACUGGGGCUUUUCAUCGUUUGUUUAAUGUCGAUUCUAGUACUGUAAUGAAAAACACAAGUAAUCCGUUUAUUGUUGGUAGUAACACAUUUGUAAAACACGACGAACUCGAUGGUAAUAAGGCGAUACUUAGUGACAGUCUGAAUUGAAAAGCAGCUGUAAAUGAUCGCGUCGAAUAUUCUAGCAAUAUGGGGCCCGGAUAUGACCUACGCGUAGAUAUAUCCAAUUCGGUCUAUAAAAACAAAGAUCAGAGCAACGAAACAACCGAAAGCAGUUCUGAUUUAAUGAAAAUAGCUUUACCUGUUGAAGAACAAAUUAAUCCGGACGAAUUAACUAAAUUCGGAGGCGAUUUUAAUUCAGAUUUAAAUAACUCCACUGUGACCUGUCCUCGACAAAAGAAAGGGUUUAUAAUAAAGAGACUAGAAAAUAUUAUCAAACGAUUAAAUAAUACUAGACAUCAAUUUCGAUCUAGGACAGUUCAUGCAGUUGUCAAACUGAUUCCGCUUGUACAUUCGGUCGUUAAUAAAGAAAUUUAUAAAAAAAUCGGCAGGUCGUUUCUUGGAAAAUGGUCGCAAACCGAAAAUAAAGACAGUAAUGAAUAUUCCAUGCCAUUCCGAUUAUCUCAACUAUCACACAAUUUAUUGGCGUUCGAUGAAAAGAGUAAAGAGCAGGCUUCACUAGUUUUUCAAAAUGCAUUCAACCGAUAUGCUCAACUCAUUACUAGUGGUAUGAACACAG
Messenger RNA from Topomyia yanbarensis, 3998 nucleotides. RefSeq lists its product as uncharacterized. The record is from RefSeq and is a predicted model, not a curated record. The transcript is spliced from 2 exons. Bases 502 to 2151 code for a protein of 549 amino acids. Lineage: Eukaryota; Metazoa; Arthropoda; Insecta; Diptera; Culicidae.